Messenger RNA from Austrofundulus limnaeus, 5281 nucleotides. It is a transcript of the gene mapk6, whose product is annotated as mitogen-activated protein kinase 6. Lineage: Eukaryota; Metazoa; Chordata; Actinopteri; Cyprinodontiformes; Rivulidae. Gene Ontology annotation, biological process: protein phosphorylation. The transcript has 8 exons. Gene Ontology annotation, molecular function: MAP kinase activity; ATP binding. The coding region runs from base 684 to 2993 and encodes 769 amino acids. The record is from RefSeq and is a predicted model, not a curated record.
ACUCACACACACACACACCUCUCUGGACUCUGACUCUGUGGACGCAGGAAGAUUUCUCUGUGGAUUAAUAAUCUCAGUUUUCAUCAUGUCAGCCCGCUUUGCUGUGGAGAUGUUCAGCCUGGGGUGUACUCAACUAAAAUGGAGGAUAGUUUUGAUUGCGACUGUGGCGAGCUUGAGCCACCUGAUCAUUGAGGGUAAACGUUUUUAUUAAAGACUAAAAGGCCAGACCCUUUUCAAAUUUAUAGAUCAGGUGAUCAAAGAAGAAAUAUAUAUAUAAAUAUUAGGAAAGUAUAAAAACUGUGCUGUUAGGCUCAGUUGAUAUAACGCUGCUCAGGACCAGUCACACACUGAAUGUAUUUGCACUGUGAGGAUGUAACUAAAUGAUUUUAUAGUUUAAUGUAAUCCCAGUGCUUUUUUUAUUCCCUCUUCUGAUUGGCUUUAAAGUUCAUUCCGUUACUUAUUGAAACACUAGUUUACCUGUUCUGUUCUUGAACAUGGAAAGAAAAUCUGAUUACAUGUUAGUGCUGCACGUUUGACAGGGGGGCUCAGUAGUCGUCUGUACAGGGGUUCCUUAUCUCAUCCUCUGAAGGAACKGGGGAGUUUUUACACAAACUCCUCUAAAGCCAGGCUCAAAGCCUGGAAACACACAUCAGUUCGAAGCUUAAAGCCUUAAAUCAGUCGUGAUGGCAGAGAAGUUCGAGUCCCUGAUGAAUAUCCACGGCUUYGACCUGGGUUCUCGCUACAUGGACYUGAAGCCUCUGGGCUACGGAGGGAACGGCCUGGUGUUCUCGGCGGUCGACACGGACUGCGACAAGCGCGUGGCGGUGAAGAAGAUCAUCUUGACCGACCCCCAAAGUGUGAAGCACGCCCUGCGGGAGAUCAAGAUCAUCCGACGGCUCGAUCACGACAACAUCGUGAAGGUGUUUGAGACCCUCGGACCCUGCGGCCGCAGUCUAACGGAGGACGUGGCGUCGCUGACCGAGGUGAACUCGGUCUACAUCGUGCAGGAGUACAUGGAGACGGACCUCUGCCAGCUGCUGGAGAGGGGCUCCUUGUCCGAGGGCCACGCCAGGCUCUUCAUGUACCAGCUCCUCCGSGGUCUGAAGUACAUCCACUCUGCCAACGUGCUGCAUCGAGACCUGAAGCCCGCCAACCUUUUCGUCAACACAGAGGACCUGGUUCUGAAGAUCGGGGACUUUGGUUUGGCCCGCAUCAUGGAUCCUCACUACUCCCACAAGGGACACCUCUCUGAGGGCCUCGUCACAAAGUGGUACCGCUCUCCUCGCCUGCUGCUCUCUCCCAACAACUACACCAAAGCUAUCGACAUGUGGGCCGCUGGCUGCAUCUUCUUUGAGAUGCUGACUGGGACAACGCUGUUUGCAGGAGCUCAYGAGCUGGAGCAGAUGCAGCUGAUCCUGGAGUCCAUCCCCGUCCUGCGAGAAGAAGACCGGCAGGAGCUCCACAGCGUCAUCCCCGUCUUCAUCCGCAACGACAUGUCCAAGCCUCACACGCCGCUCGCCAAGCUGCUGCCCGACGUCAGCCCGCAGGCCCUGGACUUUCUGGAGAAGAUCCUGACCUUUAACCCCAUGGACCGUCUGACUGCAGAGGAGGCCCUGGCCCACCCCUAUAUGGCCGACUACUCCUUCCCCCUGGACGAGCCCGUCUCUCUGCACCCCUUUCAUAUCGAGGACGAAGUGGACGACAUCCUGCUCAUGGACCAGAGCCACAGCCACACCUGGGACAGAUAUCAUGAGAGCCAGUUCUCAGAGGCUGAUUGGCACUUGCACAGCACCCAUGACCCCGAUGAAGUCCAGGUGGACCCCAGAGCUCUCUCUGAUGUCACCGAUGAAGAGGAGGUGCAGGUCGAUCCACGUAAAUACACCGACGGAGACCGGGAGAAGUUCCUGGACGACCCGACCUUCGACUACUCCGCGAGACACCCGGCGGAGCGGUCGUGGCAGGACGAGCACCACGAGAACAAGUACUGCGAGGUGCAGUGCAGCCACACCUGCAACUACAAGGCCGUGUCGCCKUCCUACCUGGACAACCUGAUCUGGAGGGAGAGCGAGGUCAACCACUACUACGAGCCCAAGCUCAUCAUCGACCUCUCCAACUGGAAGGAGCAGCAGAGCAAGGAGAAGGCCGAGCGCAAGGCCAAGUCCAAGUGUGAGAAGAACGGGCUGGUCAAGGCCCAGAUGGCCCUGCAGGAGGCRGAGAAGACCCAGAGUCCGGUAGAGAAGGACAGCGUCCAGGAGAAACACCAAACAGAACGGCCUCAGAGCCAACAGAACCAAGGCUUUGACUUUGACUCCUUCAUCGCCAGCACCAUCAAACUGAGCCUGCAGCCAGAACCGUGUCCCGAGGCGACCCUGCUCAGCGAGGUGACCCUGCUCAGCGAGGUGACCCUACUCAGCGAGGUGGGCCUCCUGAACGAGCUCAACUUCUCCGUCUCCCAGCUUGAGGCCCCGCGCUCCAGCUCCGUGUCGAAGACCAUCAGUCAGGAGAAGGAGGAGAAGUGCCUGGUGAACCUGGCCCAGCUGGGAGGAGGGGGCCUGGGGGUCGUCUCCACGGACUGCGUCUGGCCCGCUAAACCCUGGGAAAACUUGAGCUCCUCGGAAAGAGUCGGGGAGAAYGGCUGCUUGAUAGAUGAAGCGUGCUGGGACAUCCGUAACGUGGACCACUUCCAGAAGGAGAGCACCUACACCAGCUACCUGGACCGCCUGUUCAGCAGGAAGGAGGAGGGCGUGUCUGAGAUGGUGGCCGGCUCGGAGACGGAGUCCUCGGUGGUGAAAGAGCUGGACGACAGCUUCCUGGACAGCAGCGCAGAGAUCGUUCUUAAUAUGCAGCUGGACUCUCUGGCCCUGCCCGGCUUCGACGGCCCCGAUGACCUGCCUCUGAGAUCCAUCCAGGCUUCCCUCACGCCUUGUGCUGUCAAGUGCUCGCCUCAAAUCGCCCACAAAACCUACAGCAGCAUCUUCAAGCAUCUGAAUUAGUGGAAAAUCUCUUUCUUCCCUCAGUGCGACUUGUAGGCAGUUGUGUUUUUAUUUUUUAUAAUCUGGUAUGUUAUUGUACUUGAAUCAUUUCAUACCUUUUUUAUCGUCGUUACGUUUGUUUCUUGAAGUUCGCAGGUGAUUUGUUAUUUUUAAAGAGUUCUUUGUCAUCACUCUGAGCCUUCAUCACCAGGCCUUUAUGAGUUCAUGUCUACGCCUUCAUCGCUAACGCUGGUACCUCACUGGGCUGCAGCUGUUCUGGACCAGUCAACAUACCAGAACUUUAUGUUUUAGUCUCUUUGAAUUUGGAGUUUCGAGGCAGACAGUUUUUGAGAAUCAGAACUUGUGCACGUCUUGUAAAACUAAUCUUAUUUCAUAAAAACUUAUUUUAAUCUGCUGGUGGACACUAAUGAAGUGCAGUCAGAUGUGGACCAGUUUUUCAGUUAUUAUAGAGGACUCUUAGAUCUGGACUUGUUUACUGCAGAGAAGAGGUCCUGUGAAGGUGUCAGAAGACAGCUCUAACACUCCUGAGACUCCCACAAAACUGAGACUGUUUGAGACACCCAGGACUAAACUGAGACUGUUUGAGACACCCGGGACUAAACUGAGACUGUUUGAGACACCCAGGACUAAACUGAGACUGUUUGAGACACCCGGGACUAAACUGAGACUGUUUGAGACACCCGGGACUAAACUGAGAUACAGACUGAUUUAAGACGCCCAGGACUAAACCAAGACAGAUUUGAGACGGCCAGGACUAAACUGARACUGAUGUGAGACACCUGGGACUAAAUUGAGACUGAUUUAAGAGGCCCAGGACUAAACCAAGACAGAUUUGAGACACCCAGGACUAAACUGAGACUGAUGUAAGACACCUGGGACUAAAUUGACAUAUUUCAAAUACCUACUGUAAAACUGAGACUGGUUUGAGACACCCAAGACAAAAUUGAGACUGAUUUAAGAGUCCCGGACUAAACUAAGACAGAUUUGAGACACCCAGGACUAAACUGAGACUGAUGUGAGACACCUGGGACUAAACUGAGACUGGUUUGAAACACCCAGGACUAAACUGAGACUGGUUUGAGACGCCCAGGACUAAACUGAGACUGGUUUGAGACGCCCAGGACUAAACUAGGCCAAGUUGAGGAUACUUGUGACAACCUCUGACUGGUAAAUCUUCGUCACAAUGUAUUUUUAAAACCAGGAUAAAAAUCUGAGCGAUGAGACAGUGAGUCUCAGCAAGUAAAUGUCGAACCUUUUAAAGACAUUUUGAGACUCCGUCACAUCUUCUGUUCAUGAACUGAGUCCAGCAGUCUCAGCCGAGUCAGGUACCACCCGACCCAUCAUGUCACUCUCACAUGAACGUACUGUAGACGAGAGCAGAGGAKGAUUUAAGAAACGAGUAACUUGAUGUGACGUGAGGAAGGACGGCAGACUAACCAUCACCUGGGCCUUUUAAAGUGCUUUCUAACAGCCUUUCCUGUUCUGGGUUGGAUCAAAUCCUUCGGGGUGGGUGGGAUUUCUUGUUUUUUAUUUGGUUAACUUUAAUAUUUUCCCCAAAGAAAGCUUCCUGACCCCUUUCAUACUGUAAAUCUGACACAUGAUGCCAGCAGCAACCAUUCUUCUUUAAAUGUAAAUGYGUUAUCUACCUCAAGGUAACAGCCGUGAGAGACACUCGAAGCCACACUAGUGCUUUACAUCCUCGUACCAUGAAGUGAAGCGGUCUCCGACCACAUUCUGUUCAGCAUUUAACCUAGUGAGGUGUUUUCAGUAAUCAUUAUUUAUUUCUAGCAGAUGUGCGAUAUUUAUUUGAACUUGUGUUUUGUCGAUGUGAUUAUUGAAGAGUUGGACGAACUUCCGUUUUCAUUUCGGCACUAAGGAUGUGCGCGUUUGUUUUAAGGGUCGGACGUGAAGUUCACGUGUUCUGUUGGAGAAGAAGCUUUCCAUUUUUCAUCAGCCGCCUCCUGGGUAUCGUUCUGUUUGUUUUUGUUUUUUAAAUUCUACCUGCUUUAAGUCUUCAGCAGGAAAACUUCUGUCUGUUGAAGCAAAGCGCUGAAAAGUCUUAGUUUGUUUUUAUCUGAAGUCACAGYGAAGCGUGGAGACAGAAAGGUACAUCAGAGUAAUGUUGAGUGUAACGUCUGUUUUUAUUGUACUUUGUUUUUCUUUUUYCCCCAGACAAGCAUGAUGAAUUAGGUUAAGGUGUAGCAUGUAGAACACUUACAAACUUUAUUUUGUAAUCAUUGGUUUCUCUGUUCUACAAAAUAUCUCCAAAUAAAAUUUACUGGCGAAGA